AUGGGAGGCAGGGAGGAGAUCAUGGUGCCCAGAGCAAUGGGACCCACUAUUUCACCCGCCUGGGGUAAUUUCAGGCUGGCUCCUACACGGAAACCUGUGAGGAUAAAAAAAUUCAAAGCAUCCUCACGAAAGAUAAUGAGAGAUCCCAGCCCCACCGAGAUGAGCGCGGAGCCCUGGGCCAGCCCGCAGAACCAGGCCGCCGCUGAGCACAGCGUAUGCACGCCGCAGCCCUCACAGGACCAGGAGCAGCAUCCUGACCAACUCUGCUUUGAAUCCUUCUGGAGCGAGUUGGAGACCAUCAAACAGGGGGGUGACUACCCUGACCCCGACAGCGCGCGCAGGGAUUCCAGACAAUCUGACGGGGAGCAAGAGGAGCAGUGGCUAGUCGAUGUCGGUCUGUCUAACCUCAUCAGCGAGGACAGUGAAAAUGUGGAGAACACGUUGCUUCUGUCCACGCUAACGCGGACUCAGGCCGAGGCAGUCCAGCGCAGGGUGGAUACCUACACAAUGUCCCACCGCAAGAGGAACAAACAACGCCACGUACGCGAAGUUUUUGACACGUCCUUCAACCAGGAUUUGUCUGAUUCUCAGCAUAGUGAAGAACUGGCCAAGAACAGUAUGACAUCAGUCUCCAAAUCAGCUCCCGAGGAUGAGAUCUUCAUGACUGACGUGGCUUACUGCGAACAGGCUGUCAUCCUUUUAAAACAAGCCAAACUGACUCAAAACAACAUCCAGCGAAGGAGGGAGGACGGCACGCUGCCUCGGGUGAUCUGCCCCAAAUGCCGCCUGGGAGUCACUCGAAUCCAAGACCUGUCUCAUGCCGACGUGAAAAAGGUUCGCCAGUUAGCGCUAAUCGACAUGACUGCGCUGUGUGACCUAAUCGGUUUGGAAGUGAAACGGCACAAGAUGGCCAAAAGGAAAAUGCCAGAGAGUCCAUUGUUUGGAGUGCCACUGGCAACGCUAUUGGAGAAUGAUCAGAAAAUGGACCCGGCGACAACCACUCCUCUCCUCCUACAGAAGCUUUUUGCUUUCUUGGAAGACAAGGGAGUGGAUUCUGAGGGUAUCCUGCGGGUUCCAGGAUCUCUGUCCAGAAUCAAGUCACUGCAGCAGGAUCUGGAGGCCGACUUCUACGCAGGUCGUUUCAAAUGGGAUGAAGUGCGUCCCAAUGACGCAGCCACAGUUCUCAAGAAAUUCAUCCGAGAGCUCCCCGCUCCUCUGCUCACCGCUGAAUACCUCAACACUUUUAGCGCCGUUAGAGACAUUACGGAGCUCAAGCAGAAACUUCACAUGUUAAAUCUGCUCAUUCUGUUGCUACCUGAGCCCAACAGGAACACUCUGAAGGCACUGCUGGAGUUCCUCAACAAGGUGGUAUCCCACGAGAAGAGGAACAGGAUGAACCUGUGGGCCGUGGCGACCAUCAUGGCUCCCAACCUGUUCCUCCACAAGACCGUGCCCAGCAGGCUGACCGAGGGGGCCGAGAAAGGUCAGGUGGAGAAGGCCGCCGAUGUAAUGAGGCUACUCAUCCGAUACCAGGACCUGCUUUGGACGAUUCCAAAUUUUGUCAUGAACCAGGUGCGGAAACUGAACGAGAAUAGCAGCCGGCGCUACCAGUUUUACGAUCGGCGCUUCAAGAACCUGUUGAGGAAGAUCCACGCCGACAGCAAGGAAAAACCUGAUAAAAAUACCUCGGAGGCAUGCCGCACGGUGAAGAUCCAGAUUGGCGAUCGGGUAAACGGCACCAUGGACUUCAAGGUCAACAAGGACUCGCGAGCGUCCGACCUGCUGACCCAGUUUGAAAAGAAGGGCCUACGGCAAAGAAAUGGCUCUAUGUCCUCCUGGGACCUGUACGAAGUGGGAGGGAACAUUGGCGAGCGCCGCCUGGACUGCGACACGCACCUACUGGAUUUGUACAAUAGCAACUCAGGAGGCGAGUGGGUCCUCAAGAUCAAGCCCAAGGCCAGCAAAGGCUUGUGA
Nerophis lumbriciformis (worm pipefish) is the source of this 1974-nucleotide messenger RNA. The record is from RefSeq and is a predicted model, not a curated record. NCBI's taxonomy places the organism in Eukaryota, Metazoa, Chordata, Actinopteri, Syngnathiformes, Syngnathidae.